UGUGCUGUUUGGCGAUUCGUCUUCUACCAAUAUAUGUCAGCGCUAAUUCCUGAAAUACCAUUUUCUUGGUAAGAGAAAAAAGACAGCUGUUUUUCUCCCAUUGCUCUGUUUAUUCUUCAAUCGCCGGAAGUUUUUGCCUUUUCUGGGUGGUGAAGGUUUGGGGAUGGCUUUGUGUUCUGUAACAGCUGUAGAAGGGGAAUCAAAAUGGGAAAAAGGCCCUGCAGAUGAUGUGGUAUUUGCAUUUAUUGAGAAAUUUGUUGAUCCAAGGUUGCCCUAUAAGUUCUCCAUUAACGACCCUCCUUCCGAAGAGGCACAUAAAUCUAUUGCAAGACAGAUGCAUGCAGUUGUUUUGCUUUACAACUACUACCACAGGAAACAGAAACUGGAGUUCAAGUUUCUUGAUUUUGUAUCCUUCUGUAUGCUGGCUUUGUCACUGAGGCCAACUAUGAAACCAUUUUUGAGAACAAUAUGUGGAAGUGAAGCAGUGGAUUUAAAUGGUUCUGAUGUUCAUCUCUCACUGACUGAGAGAGCUGUCAAAUGUGCAUGUGAUAUAGCUUUGUCGUUGGAUGCAUCAAAGGAUACUCCAAGCAUAGAAGGAUAUCCGAUAUCAACAGUUGCAGUCUUGUUGAUUGACUCGGAGAAAAAAAAUUGCAUGCUUCAGUUGGAUGCUGUCACUGAAGGCGUGUGGUCACUUGUUGAAAAAGAGAUCGACGUGUUUGGUACAGAUGAAGAUAUAAGAGUAGGUGAGAAGAGGAAAGUGAAGGAUCAGCAGCCACUGUCUGGUCAUGCUAAGUUUCUGCAGAUCGGUUUUGAUGCUGUGAAGGACGUCGCAGGCAUCGAAGUGUCUGACCUUGUUGUGUUGGAGGCUCAUGUUGUGUAUUCGUUAAGCAAGGAGAAGUCAGCUACUCAGUUUUAUAUGAUGGAGUGCAAUCACUCAUUCGACAAAAACAAGAAUUAUGAUCUCGAUUCUCUUGUUGAGAGUUUGCAUGGCCCUUUUGUAGAAAAGUUUCUUGAUUCUUGGAUGACUACCUCACUCGUCGAGUAUCAUCGCUUGCUUCCUUAUGCAGAGUUGAUCUCUAGUUGGCUUCCAAGGAAAGAUUCGUCAGUGCCUAUUCUGAGCGACAUUGUUACUGAGAUCAUCAAGAACAAGGAGGCAGAGAAAACUGCUAAGCCUUGUGUAGAAAACAACGCUCAAGACUUGGAUAACAAAGAUAAACUUGGGUGUGCCACCGAUGUGCCUGAGACCAGACGUGAAAGUGUUGAUAAAGGCAGUGAAAACAACCACAUGAAAGGUCCCUUGUCUGGCCAUUCAAGACGGAAGUCUCAACGUGCAGCUGUAGAUGCUAGUGCCUCGCGAAAGACAAAAACUGCCGCCGACUUUUUCAAUAUUUCCGUUCCAAGUGAGGGAAGAGAGAAGAAGAACACAAGCAUGAGAAGUGAUUAUCAGAAUAACAACACUCCCUCUCCACAGGUUGAUGCAACAGAAACUUCUGCCGACUUUUUCAAAAUUCCCGUUUCAAGUGAGAGAAGAGAGAAGAAGAACAAACGCAUGAGAAGUGAUCAUCAGAAUAAGAACAUUCCCUCUCCACAGCUUGACGCAACAAAUGAUCCUGAAAAUGUUGUCAGCUCGAAGGCGGUGAAAACCACGGAUCCUUUGAAAUCAAAUGAUGGUCGGUUUAAAGAGCCGGGGUCGAUGGGGGAGAAUGGUGGGACGAGCAAGCAAAGCGGUGAUGUUGCUGUAGAAAAGAACAGCAGGAAGGUUCACAGUGAGGCACUGAAUGAUGGUCUGUACAAAGAGGAGAAGUUAAUGGGGGAGACGAGCAGGCAAAGCGGUGCUGUCGUAGUAGAAAACUACAGCAUGGUGGUUCAUAGUGAGGCAUGGAAUGGCGCUGAAGUAAACAAUGUAACGCAUUCAGAAGAUCAUCAGAAUGCAUUGGCACUUCUCGAUUGGAAAAAACAACAACUGUUUUCUCGCCUCUGCGCUAUAGAAGACACACUAGCACUAUUCGAGCAUGUUUCUGAUCGCGUGAGAGAUGGUGGUGAAGCUGGUUUUGCUCGUCAGUGUAUCGAAAAUAUCGUGAAUGGGAAAUAUAACUUGCUGCUGCAGGUUGAAAAUUCCACCAACUCUGAACCUCAAAAGCAAACCAGAGAUCCCAAAAUCUAUCUCCCUGGGAUAUCAUCAUGUCAAGAUUUGGAAUAUGUAUGUGCCAUGAACAAAUGGAGGCUGCCGAGAUUCAUGGUGCAACCUUCCGAUGGUAAGUUCCUGGCAAAUGUGACCGUGUAUUGCAGAGAUAAUGCUACUCUCACUUCAGAGGGCGAUGCGGGGCCCACACCUUGUGAGGCUCGGGAGUCUGCGGCCACCAAAAUGAUCGAAAAAAUACGAGCAGGCCAGUGAUUGAAGCUCUCAAAUUCAUUACUCUCUGAUGAAAAGAUAGUUUUGCUAAGAGUUAACUGACAGAAUUGUGCACAAUUUCAGCACUUACUCAAAGAAAAACAUGUAGGGAUGAAGAUGUUUUUGAUUCUUACCAAGAAAUACUUAAUUUUUGUGUAAAAUACUACUAUGAUUCAAGGGUAUAUUCAUUUUAGU
Salvia hispanica is the source of this 2587-nucleotide messenger RNA. RefSeq lists its product as uncharacterized. The record is from RefSeq and is a predicted model, not a curated record. Lineage: Eukaryota; Viridiplantae; Streptophyta; Magnoliopsida; Lamiales; Lamiaceae.